UCCUCGGCCGCGGUCCAUGGACCGGAACCGUGGGGAGACGGGCAGGAACCCGCGCCGCGAUCGCCGCCUCCUAGUCCUAGGCCCCUCCUCCCGCCGCCGCCUCCUCAGCCUCCUCCCGCUCGUCCUCUUCCUCCUCCCUCCCCCGCGUCCUCCCGGAGCCCAAAGGUCGCUCCGAGCCGCUGCCGAGCCGCCCGGGGAGGCGGUGAGGAGAGCUCGCCGCGGCUGGAGCCCGGCUGAGGCCUAGUUCGCCCGCCCACCGCCGCCGCUAUUGUCUCUCUCUGGGGCCCGGCGCUCGCCGCUGCAGCCUACGCCGCCGCCGCCGCCUCGUCUCGGCUCGGCUCCGCGGGGAGGGCCUCGAGAAGAUGCCCGACCAAGCCCUGCAGCAGAUGCUGGACAGAAGUUGCUGGGUAUGUUUUGCUACUGAUGAAGAUGAUCGAACAGCUGAGUGGGUGAGACCAUGCAGAUGCAGAGGAUCUACAAAAUGGGUUCACCAAGCUUGUCUGCAACGCUGGGUAGAUGAAAAACAAAGAGGAAAUAGUACAGCACGAGUGGCAUGUCCUCAGUGCAAUGCAGAAUACUUAAUAGUAUUUCCAAAGUUGGGUCCAGUUGUUUACGUCUUGGAUCUUGCAGAUAGACUGAUCUCAAAAGCCUGUCCAUUUGCUGCAGCAGGAAUAAUGGUUGGCUCUAUCUAUUGGACUGCUGUGACUUAUGGAGCUGUGACAGUGAUGCAGGUGGUAGGCCAUAAAGAAGGUUUGGAUGUUAUGGAAAGAGCUGAUCCUUUAUUCCUUUUAAUUGGACUUCCCACUAUUCCUGUUAUGCUGAUAUUAGGCAAGAUGAUUCGCUGGGAAGAUUACGUUCUUAGAUUGUGGCGCAAAUACUCUAAUAAACUACAGAUUUUGAACAGUAUAUUUCCAGGGAUUGGAUGUCCUGUUCCUCGUAUUCCAGCUGAGGCAAAUCCUUUGGCAGAUCAUGUCUCUGCUACUCGAAUUUUGUGUGGAGCUCUUGUCUUUCCCACUAUUGCUACGAUAGUUGGAAAACUGAUGUUCAGUAGUGUUAAUUCUAACCUACAAAGGACAAUCUUGGGUGGAAUUGCUUUUGUUGCCAUAAAAGGAGCAUUUAAGGUUUACUUCAAACAGCAACAAUAUUUGCGUCAAGCACACCGCAAAAUUCUUAAUUAUCCAGAGCAAGAAGAAGCAUAAGGGUGUGACGUGCCAUUGUUCGACCGCCUCAUCUGAGAGUCUGUUGUGGUGUUCUGAUACCAUCAUUAUUGCACAGUAGUGGAGACUUGUGAUAAGCUGCUGCUCCUAUAUUUUUAAGACAUAUAAUAAAGCACUUAUGGCAGGGGAAAUGCUCUCAGUAAUCACGGAACCUAAGAAUGUGAUUUGUUUUCAUUGUUUUAUAUGUACUUCCUUUAUGGCAGUCAUCUGAACCAUUUUCUUCGCAUGAUAAAUACUGGGUUUUAUUUGUGUUUUCCCCGGACAGAAGUGUAAAGUUCAAAUUGUACAGUUAAUUAAAGAGGGCACGGGCUAUUGUAUACAAAUGCCUCUUUUGUACAUUUGUAUGUUCACUCUUUUCUUACACAGGAUCAUCAACUCAACAACAAGGAUACCACAGGAGGAUUUCUUAUUUCAGUAAAUGAUAUAACUGCAAAACAAGAGCAUGUGUUAAUAUGGAGAAAACAGAAACGUUAAUAUGGAGGGAAUAGAAAUUCACUUUGAGUCAUGAAAUAGAUAAGAAACCAAAAAUUUAUGAAGCUACUCAAUUGCUUAUCUGAACAACCUAGAUUCUGUUGGGUAUUUUUCAAACAAUAUAAUAUCCUCUAAAAUAUACAAAAAUUUACAGAGCUUCCAGUUCAUUUUAUUGCUACUAAAUCUAUGUGAUGUUGGCAUCUUAUAGUUCAUUAUAUAGUUCUGACUGUUCAACAAUCUAAAUUACAUUAUAUCAUCAGCUCCUUGUAACAUUGAGAUCUUCAAUAGAUUCUAGAAAUUGUAAUGUAUUGGAGCUACAAGUCUCCAUGUCAUUUGAUCACAGAGAAGCAACUGCCAAGUUACACUUUUCCUUUCCUCUCCACCAAGAAGUAAUGAGAGUGGUUUGGAGAUGAGCAGGGAAUCAUUCUCAGGAGAGGCUUGGUGCCAGCUAUCUUUGGGUCAGCAGUGAGAAGAUGGGCAUUAAAAAUGGGACUGCCAAGCAUCGAUGCUGAGUCUCCAGGACACAUUAAGAUCCCUGCUUUGGACACAAACUGAUGGAUUGUGGAAGACAAAGGGUGAUAGUUUUCAAGUUUAGUCACUAGUCAUUUUAUGAUGGAGGCUAACCCUUGGAUGAUCAUUUCUUUAUUUUGUUGGUUGACAUAACCAUUUUCCAAAGAAAAUUGUUUAUUCUGAGCCUCUUUCAAGCAGCAAGAGUGGCUCUUACAUCAUACAGCCAUUCAAAAUGGAUUUUUGUUGUUUUCACUGAAUAAAAUUAAAUGCUUUAAAAACCAUCCUUUAAAAACUUUUUUUUUUGUAUUUUCUUGUUCACAGUAGCAUCUAAUGCAUGAAAAACAGUCAGUAUUUUCUCUUCAGAGAUUGGCUAUAGUGUGAUUGGAAUAAUGUAUGUUAAUUUUAGUAAUUAAAAGACUGGUACCUUUUCUAUAGUAUGAAUAUAAUAAAUAUUGAGGUAACAUUAAAAUGUAUAAAAAUGGUGUGUUUGUAUAUGAUGGCCAUUCCAUAUUCAAAAGCUGUAGUUACCAAGGGAAGAAAAUAAGGAAAUUGAAUUCAGAAAUUCAGAAAUUGCACUUUUUCUGAAGGAGACACAUAAAAUUUCUGACUGGGAAAUCAUUUAGAUUAUACAACUGCAUCUUUUGACAUAUACUAACUUUUAAUUUUCAACAAGAGAAAAAGUAAUAGAAAAUGUUCAUAAAGAACAGCUUUUCAGUGGCCUUUAAAGAUAAAAAAGAAUGAAAGCACCCAUUUACUCUUAAUACCUAUGGUGGUUCCUGGCUGCUCUUGGUAAUAGUGAUUGGGGCACCUUCUGAGUGUCAGGGGAGAGUCAGCCCUGAGAACUCAACAUCAGAGUAAGUGGUUGGAGGGAGAACAGCGGUGAGAUCUGGGGAUUGUCCCUCCAUCUCCAUCUCUAGCAUGGGCCUUAGAACAAGAAGGAGCAAUAAGACACAUGUACUUUAGUAAUGGGUAGUCAUUAGAGAAACGUGGCAAUUAUCCACCUAAGGGAACAGUGACACUUCACAAUUUCAGUAUCUCUUCUGUGCCAUAAUGGUGUUUUCUGAGUAGUCUCUUAAAGUGCUCCCACGGAGUAUGCAAAAGGUAAAGCUGAAAAGUGAGGUUUAAAAGGAUAAGGAAGAUUUUUUCCAUGCUUGCUUGGCUGUAUUUAUUUCUGGUUACUUUACUCUUUUGAACUUUUUCUACAAAACACAAUGAAAAUGGGGGGCGGCUAGAUGGCGCAGUGGAUAGAGCACCAGUCCUGCAGUCAGGAGUACCUGAGUUCGAAUCCGGCCUCAGACACUUGACACCUACUGGCUGUGUGACCCUGGGCAAGUCACUUAACCCCCAUUGCCCCAUAAAAAAAAAUUAAAAAAAGAAAAUGAAUAGAAAUUAUUUUUUUGAGAUACUUCUUUCAAAGUAGCUGAAAAUGUACAUAAAAACUGUGAAAAAUAUAUACUUAAGCUUAGUAACUAGCUGUGCUGUAAUUUUUUUAAACCUUUGUUUUUAAAAUAGCAUUUCAUCUCAAUACUCAUACUAAAUUAGGUUGAAUAAAGAAUUUUUAUGUUCUAUAGAUGUCCUUCCUCUUGCAGACAAAUCAUGACAAAAUACAGUAGCAUUACUAAGUCUGUAUAACCAUUAUCAAUUUUCUCACUAGUUAUAGCUCUUAACUUAAUUUUUUUAAUUGUAGCAUAUUUAUACAUAUAGUUUGAUCUAGACCUGUGAUGGGGGGGGGUUUGGGGGGAAUCUGGACUUCUGCAUUUAUCUGUAUGUAGGAAACUCCUUUCCUCUUCAUUUUGUUAAUUCAAAACAGUUUUUGUCACCAACAGCAAUUUUUUUUUUAGUUUUGUAUAAUUACUUAGAAAAUUUUGUCUUGCUGGUAAGAUGAUUAUUAUUGGAGCAAUUAAUAAUGCAAGUAAAAACCAGGCAUGCUGAGAACCUUU
This is a messenger RNA of Dromiciops gliroides (monito del monte), 4138 nucleotides long. It is a transcript of the gene MARCHF5, whose product is annotated as membrane associated ring-CH-type finger 5. Gene Ontology annotation, molecular function: zinc ion binding. Bases 363 to 1199 code for a protein of 278 amino acids. The record is from RefSeq and is a predicted model, not a curated record. Lineage: Eukaryota; Metazoa; Chordata; Mammalia; Microbiotheria; Microbiotheriidae. The transcript has 6 exons.